Messenger RNA from Meira miltonrushii, 5457 nucleotides. RefSeq lists its product as uncharacterized. Lineage: Eukaryota; Fungi; Basidiomycota; Exobasidiomycetes; Exobasidiales; Brachybasidiaceae. Gene Ontology annotation, biological process: positive regulation of transcription elongation by RNA polymerase II; transcription elongation-coupled chromatin remodeling; mRNA transcription by RNA polymerase II. The record is from RefSeq and is a predicted model, not a curated record. The transcript has a single exon. Gene Ontology annotation, cellular component: transcription elongation factor complex. Bases 89 to 5344 code for a protein of 1751 amino acids. Gene Ontology annotation, molecular function: histone binding; nucleosome binding; DNA binding.
UUUCCCUUAAAACAACCAUCUCCAUUCCUAUAAAUAUCAUUCCUUGAUUCAUAUUCAAGGAAAGUUAUUUUGUGAGAUACAAUUCACAAUGGAUUCGGAAGAUGCAGAUUUUCCCGUUCAACCACGAUUCCAGGAUGACGAAGAGACUGGAGAGAUUGGUCAAAGGGAAGACAAGGCAGAUCGUGCACCUUCAGAAAUCGGAGGUGAAGAAGAGGAUGAUGAUGAUGAUGAAUCAGGGGAAGAUCUGAUGAAAUCAAAAGGUAACGUCGUCGGCAGUGACGAUGAAGACAGUAGCGAAGAAGAAGACGAUGAUCCAGAAGAAGCUAGAAGAAUAGCGGAAGGUUUCAUUGUAGAUGAAGAUGAAGAAGGCUCAGACGAAGAAUCAAAGAGAAGAAGAAGAAAAGCAAGAAGAAGAAGAAAGAGACAAGAAGAGGAAGAGGAGGAAAAUGAACAAUUGGACGAAGAUGAUUUAGAUCUUUUGGCCGAGAAUACCGGUAUCAAACGUAAACAGAGACAAUUAAAACGCUUCAGAAGAGCAUCUGUUUCGCCCGAUGCAAUGGAACAGGAUCAAGCCUCCUCACGAAAGCCACGUGACUUGCAGCAUAUGUUUGACGAUGACGAUGAAGAUAUUGUCGCGCCAAGACGUGCGACUGCCCGUGGUGGUGAUGAAUACGACGAUGAUGAUGACGAGGAUAUGCCAGCAGUAGGCGAUGCACUUCGCGCUCAAAGUGACAGACGUGGUCGCGAUCCUGUCCCUUACAAUUACGAAGACGAAAUGGAAGAUUUUAUCGACGACGAUGAUGAAUCCGAGAUGGAUGAAGCUAUGAGUGAAGGUGAAAGGGAAGCAAGACGAGAAGAGAAACGUGCAAAGAGGAAAGCUGAACUGGAAGAGCGAAGAGCGCGUCGUGAUGGUCGAUUCGGCUUUGAUCCAUCUAGAGCUGGAAUUGACGCUGAGGCAUGGGCAGAACUCAAUGAUGUCUUUGGCGAUGGUCAAGAGUACGAAAGAUUCUUGAGUGCAUCCGAAGACGAGGCUGAACCUGAAGAAGGAGGUGACGAAGAGCUUGCUGACGGAUCAAAACGAAAGACAAAGGCCAAAGUGAAGACUUUCGAGGACAUUUUUGAACCCUCAGCGAUUCAAGCACGAAUGAUGACGCUCGAAGACCAAAGGAUUCGUGAAGCAGAUUUCCCAGAACGCUUCCAAGUUCUCCUACCCGGUGAUGAAGGCGAAGCGCUUUUGGAACGUCGUUUGAACGAGGAAGAACUUGUAGAAUGCACCAGAUGGGUCUCUCACAGAUUCUCGUUCCGUAGCAACAAGAGCUUCCUCAGCGAAUCUGGCGAAUUUUAUGAAUAUCGUGACGCUUGGUUUGCAUGCGUACGUUCGAUGGUCGAACAAAUCAUCAAUUUGCGCAGAGAAGCUAUGUACCUCUAUGCUCAUCGAAUUGAUGAAUACGAACUUCGGAGAGGUGAUCGAAUCAUCGACCUACUGCAGCGAAGAGACUUCUCAGCUUUAGUCUCGGCAUGUCUGAAAUUCAAGACUCUCUUGGCUCGUCGUGAUAGCUUACGCGAUACGUUCAACCAAUUCAGUGAUGACGGCGGAGAAUUUGUUUCAGCUGAAGACAGGGGCUUAUUUGAGCAAUUAUUGCAAAGGACUGAAAGCACAGAUGAAGUCGCUGAUGUCGCUGACUGGCUCACCAUGCGUUACGGGCAAAGAAUGCGAGAUGCUCAAGCAAGACGUGAUACGAAUUACAACAAACGACCUACAGUGAUUGGACAAUACGAUCAGUUGAAAUCGACAACAGUAGCACCUUUCUCUACGAAAUUCAGUAUUUCUUCUUCUCAAUUGGCGGAGAAUUUGGUCGGACAAUCACGAGCUUAUUUCACCGAAGAUGAAGAAUUGACUCCGGUCGCUUUGGCUGAUCAAUACAUCGGAGUACCAAAUGGACCUUCAUCUGUACACAAUGCGAUUGAGUCAGCAAGAAGACUGCUGGCUCAUGAGAUUGGAAGAGACCCAACGAUCAAGAGAGAAGCUCGUACUCUUUUGCGAACUGCUGGUUUGCUCAGCGUAAAACCGACUGACAGAGGACAGUACAAGAUUGAUGAAGAACAUCCGUAUUACAACUUCAAGUUUUUGCUCAGAAAGCCUAUUGCGGAUUUCAAGGUCGUUUUAGCAAACGAAAAGUUACCCUCUCCUGCACAAUAUCUCAUGAUUUUACGUGCAGAAGAAGAGUUGCUGGUCGAGAGCGAAUUGAUUGUUCGUGAAACAGAUGCGAGAGCAUUUGAGCAAAAGCUUUAUGACAUGUAUUGCAGUGAAGGUAUGAGCGAGACAAGUCGAUUGUGGAACGAUGAGAGAAAACAAAUCAUCAGGCAAGCUCUCCAAGAUCACCUCUACCCUGCUGCCAAAUUAUGGGCAAAAGAAUGGCUAAGAGACGAAUGUUGGGAAUUCAUCGGAAGAGCAUGUGAGGUUGCACUAACGAAGCGAAUUGACUGUCAGCCAUAUCAAUCCAGGAGCAUGAAAGCGCGCAAAGAGCUACAGCAGAAGCAAUUGCAGCAACCUUAUGGCCGAGAUUACGAGGAUGAUGACGAUGAAGAUGAAUUGAAGCAGGGAAGAGACAAUGUACCUAAAGUACUUGCUGUUUCCAAUGGAAAGGGAGAUCCGAGAAAGGAUGAGAUCGAAAUGGUAUUUUUGGAUUCGGGAGGUCGUCUUCGUGAAAGGGUGGCAUUUGAGACUCUCGAUAAACCGAGGGAAGUUGUGAACGACAGUACGAACGAUUCUCAACAAAAGGAAGAAAAACCUGAUCCGUCUCGAGAAUUCAAGCAGUUAUUAAAAGAACGCCGCCCUGACGUGAUCGUGAUCAGUGGUUUCUCACCGAAAGCCGUCAGCCUACGGAAACAGAUUCAGGAUCUUGUGCAAGAGAAUUUGGCUGAAUUGCAGGACCAAAAUCUCACACAAGAGCAGAUUGAUGCUGCAACGAUUGAUGUUAUUCACAUCCACGAUGACGUUGCGAGAUUGUAUCAGCACAGCGAUCGAGCAAAAGAAGAGUAUCCAUCAUUAAACACAAUGUCACGUUAUUGUCUUGCUUUGGCACGGUAUGCUCAAUCGCCUGUUCAAGAGUUCGCUGCGCUCAAACAGGAUGACUUGUUGGCUUUGCGUUACGAUGCAUAUCAACAUUUGAUUCCGCGCGAAAGGCUUGCUCUGUUCCUCGAACGAGCUUUGGUCGCGAUCGUCAAUACAAUCUGCGUUGAUAUCAAUCGGUGUAGCAUUGAUACAUAUUAUGCAAGCCUUUUACGGUUUGUUUCAGGUCUAGGUCCAAGGAAGGCGGAUGCUUUGAUGCGUGCAAUCAAUACACAACUGGGUGGAUAUGUGGUCAAUCGGAAUGCAUUGACGGUAGGAGCAGCUGAUUCGGAAAUGCUAAGUAGAGGUGAUAGUGUGAUCUUACCGAAUCACGUAUGGCAUAAUGCAUGUUCAUUCUUGAUCAUCCGUCCUCGACAAGAUCCUAGAACGGCAAGAAAGGUAAAGAUGCAAGGAAGUGCUGAUGCUUUGGAUCGAACAAGAAUACAUCCGGAAGCAUACGAAUAUGCUCGCUUUAUCGCCUUUGAUGCUUUGCGCAAAACUGAAGAAGACAGAUUGCCCGAUCAACAUCCCAGUCAAUGGUGCGAUGAAUUGAUGCGAGAUGAAGGCAGGAGGGCAAAAUUGGAAGAUAUUGAUAUGGCAGAUUAUGAGCGUAAUUUGUGGGCAGAAAUGGCACGUCAAGGUCAAAAAAGAGAGAGAAAGUUGAGCAUGUUGGAAUUCAUCGCAAGAGAAUUGGUGGAACCUUUGCACGAACAAAGAAAGGAUUUCGUUUUGCCUACUGUUGAUGAAGUAUUGGUUGCGCUUUCAGGAGAGACGAGGGCUACAUUCGAUGAUCAAAAGAUUGUCACUGUACAAGUGCGAAAUAUUCUGAGAGAUAUGGCCAUUGUUCAAUUGGAGUCAGGUAUUGAAGGUACAAUUCACAAAGAAUACCUGCUCCCGAGAGACAGUUCAGAAUAUGGCCCUCGACAAGUACCUAGAACGAACGAGCUUGUUAAGCAUGGACAAACUUUGAACGCCUUGAUCAUCAAUGUUGACAUGGAGAACCUUCGUGCAGAAUUAAGUGCAAGACCUUCACACGUUGAAGAAGCAAGGGCGGCGGAUGCUGAAAAGAGAAAGACAGAAGUAGAUCUGCGAUACUUUGACCGAGAAUUGGCAGAGAUGGAGCGUGAUCAAGCAGAAAGAACUCGUCAAAAGCGUCAAAAUGCUAAUCGAGGUACACGCUUCAUUCGUCAUCCUGACUUCCACAACUUCAAAGCAGGUCAAGCGGAAGAAUACCUUGCCAACGCUCCUCGUGGUUCAGCAGUCGUUCGACCGAGCAGCAAAGGUGAUGAUUAUCUAGCCGUCACCUGGAAAGUUGAUGAAGGAGUUUAUCAGCACGUUGAGGUGCAAGAAUUGGAUAAAGAUCCACAACAAGAGAUUGGUAGAAUUCUGCGUGUGACCAACAUUGGAGGAUCAUCUUAUUCGGAUAUUGAUGAAUUGCUGGUGAAUCAUGUUACACCAAUGGCCAGAAUGGUCGAUAUGCUCAUGAAUCACGAAAAGUAUCACGGUACGGAAGACGAUUUGAACAAGUUCUUGACAAACUUUUCUUUAGCAAACCCAACAAGAAGUCAGUACGGUUUUGCUAUCGAUAAGAAAAGACCGGGCUUGUUUGUUCUUGGCUUUAAGGCAAACAGGGAGGCGCCCAUCCAACGUUGGCCAGUCAGAAUCUUACCGGGAAGGUACAAAUUGAACGAAGCAGAAGUUCCGGAUAUGGUGAGCUUGUGCAACGCAUUCAAGACACAAUACACAACCCGUGCCAUGCGUUCAGGUGCCGGAACGUCGAAUAACUUACCUGGAGGUCGUACACCAGGACAUGCAUUACCAGGUGGAAUGACACCAGGUAUAGGAAUGCGAACUGGUGGAAUGACGCCGAGAGUUGGUGGUGGAGCGGGCGUUGGUGGUUAUACACCACGUACGGGUGUAACCAGACCUGCCGGUGCCCUUGGAGGAGCAACACCCUAUGGAACAGGCAUGACAGCUGCUACCCCAAAUCCAUAUGCAUAUGGUAGAUCAGACGCUCCAAGACCGCCUGGAGCGCCUCCAAUGCGACCAGGACCACCGCCUUCACGACCUCCUCCUGCUUAUCCACCUGGACCUCCUCCUUCAAAAUCAAACGCAUCAGGUGGCAUUCACCCUGACCGUAUGAGACAAAUGGGUGAAGGAGGUGCACUGAACGGUAGAAAUGGAGGUGGUCAUGAUUCAUAUCGAGGAGGAGGAGGCUCUGGUUGGGAUUAAAUUUGUAGAAAAUAAAAUUGUACAUGGUACAAAUAUGGAUAGUGAAAACGAAUUUCAAAGUACAUGAUGUAUGAUUUAGUCUUUUCUUGUUCACAAUAAUGAAGUCAUUCUAG